UGAAGAGAGAAGACACAGGAGGAAACAGGCUCCCGCCUAGACACAGCACCAUGCAUCUCCUCGGCCCCUUGCUCCUGCUUCUUGAAUACUUGGCUUUCUCUGACUCAACCCCCUGGAGGUUCACUCAUCCUAAGACCCUCUACGCCUGGGAUGGAGCCUGCGUGUGGAUUCCCUGCCAGUACAAUGUCCUAAAGAGUGGACGCAGCAUAGAUAACCUGACUGUGUACCACAAUUAUAAGUAUAACAACUCCACCAAGAACUACGAGGGGACCAUCCUCUAUACGAGCCUGAGAACCGGGGAUUUUACCCCUCAUCUGGAAAGGGUACGAUUCCUGGGAAAUUACAGAAACAACUGCAGCCUCGUCAUCAACCCUGUGAGUGUCAAUGACAGCGGUCAGCUGGGGCUGAGGAUGAUGUCGGAGAAGGACAAGUGGAUGGAGCCUAUAGGUCUCAACAUCUCUGAGACGGCUCCCCCACCCCACAUUGAGCUCCCUCCAGAAAUCCAGGAGUUCCAGAAAGUCAGUGUCACCUGCUUGCUGAAUUUUGCCUGCUUUGAGUACCAGAUUCAUUUGCAGUGGUCCCUGAAGGAGCCUGGGGUCUCUGAGCACACCUCCAGCUCCCUGUCCCACAAUGCCAAGACCAUCUCCACCCAGAGCACGCUCACAUUCCAUCCUCAGUGGACUCACCACGGCAAGAACCUGACCUGCCAGCUCUGGGGACCCAAGGAGGAGCGGGUACUCUCUGAGACAACGGUGCGGCUGGAUGUGAAGCAUGCGCCAAAGUUACAGAUCCAGGUCAGUCCCAGAGACGCCACCGUGACAGAGGGAGAGUCUGUGAGCCUGACAUGCGUGGUCAUCAGCAGCAACCCCCCACACCAGAGGGUGUCCUGGCUCAGGGAUGGGGUCCCGCUGGAUUGGGAGGAGACGCUCACGCUCACUCUGCCCGAAGUGACCAGGAAGAUGAGCGGGAGGUACCAGUGCAAGGCCCACAAUGACGUGGGCACAGAAGAGUCGGAAGCUGUGGACCUCCAAGUGCACUAUCUUCCGGAACCUUCCAUGGUUCAGAUCUCCCACUCACCAGUUAAAGAAGGAGAUGAAAUAGAGCUGACUUGUAUAUCACCGGCCAAUCCUCCUCCAACAAAUCACACCUGGUACUACAAUGGGCUGGAAAUGCCUGGAAAGACGGACAGGACCCUCCGCAUCCCAGUGGUCGUCCUCAAGCACGCUGGGCUGUACUCCUGCUUGGCGGAAAAUAGUCUUGGUCCCGGACAGGUUGGCCACGAAGCUGACUUGGAUGUCCAGUAUCCCCCCAGGGAGGUAACCACGGUGAUUCAAAACCGCACACCGAUUCGAGAAGGAGACAGUGUGACCCUGUCCUGUACCUACAAUUCCAGUAACCCCCCAGUUACCCGAUAUGAAUGGAGAGUUCAAGGCUUAUGGGACCCGCUAGUACCUGCUGGGCUAAGGAUUCGAAAAGUCGUCUGGGACUCAGGGCCAGUCAGAUGCGCAGCCUGUAACGAGUGGUGUUUGUGGUCUCCCCCUGUCGACUUGGAUGUCCAGUAUGCCCCCAGGGAUGUCAGCAUCCAGGUCAGUCCUGACACCGAGAUUCACUCUGGAACCUCGGUCCUCCUCCAAUGUGACUUCUUGAGUAGCCGCCCCACAGACGUCCGCUUCUUCUGGAAGAAAAAUGGAAUCCUUCUGAAGGAGGGAAAGACGCUGAGCUUCGACACCGUCUCUCCAGAAGACGCUGGGACUUACCACUGCUUGGCCAACAACUCCAUAGGACAGAACUUGUCGAAGCCUCGGGUGCUCCGAGUGCUGUAUGCACCCAGGAGGCUGAGUGUGUCCAUCAGCCCAAAAGAUGGCGUGGUGGAGGGGAAGAAGGCAGUGCUGACGUGUGAGAGCGAUGCUAAUCCUCCCACCUCCCACUACACCUGGUUUGACUGGAAUAACCAAGACCUCCGCCACUACGAUCAGACGCUGAGAUUGGACCCUGUGACGCUGCAGCACUCAGGCGCCUACUGGUGCCAGGGGACCAACAGGCUGGGCCAGAGCAAGUCGCCCCCCACCACCCUCACUGUCUACUACAGCUCAACCACCAUCAGCAGGCGAGUGGCCUUGGGAGUGGGGUUCUGCCUGGCCAUCUUCCUCUUGGCAAUCUGGGGAGUCAAGCUUAAGCAGAGCUGGAAGAGGAUUCGGAGACAGCAGGGGCCUCAGGAAAAUUCCAGUGGACAGAGCUUCUUUGUGAGAAAUGCAAAGGCUCGAAGGACCCCCCAAGCUGAAGGCCCCCACUCCCUGGGUUGCUACAAUCCGGCGAUGGAAGAUGCUGUCAGCUACGCUGCCUUGCGCUUUCCUCUUGGCGAGAUGAACGCACCGAGAUUUGGAGAUGCAGGGGCCUCAGAGAUGCAGGGACUUUCCCCAAACAGCGAUGACAUGGUCACAUACUCUGUGGUGCAGAAGCAUCAGGUGGGCGACUACGAGAACGUGACUCCAGAGGUCCUAGAAGACGAGGGGAUCCAUUACUCGGAGCUGGUCCAUUUUGGGGCUGGGGAGCGGCCGCGGGCCCAGGAAGCAGUGGAAUACGUGACCCUCAAGCACUGAUGGGCCAACCUGGCUGAGGUGGAGGCGCCAGGGGGCUGCAGGGGCCAGGGCGGUCCUGGAGCUUUCUCAGCCCCUGCUGCUCAGCUGUGAAGUCGUAUCCACACAUGCACGCACGCACGCACGCACGCACGCGCACGCACGCGCGGGUGGAGACACCGCAACCCCAGUUGGUGCAGAGAACUUUGUACAUGGUCCAGAGGCAGUCUUCCUUCUUAGCACUGGUAACCCCGACCCUCCAAAGGGUCUGUCCCUAGUCCUUUCCCACUCCCCUUCUCACCCAGACACUCACCUAAAUACCUGCCCUGAGCUGUACACAUCCCCUUGCCCCUCCUCCGCCAUCUGCCACCACCUACCCCCUCCCAAACCCCACUCCCCGGCUGGCUGUGUCCCUGCGGGGAUCUGCCGGUCAUUAUUUUUGUUCCUGUCUCUUGCCCCAUCCCUUUGAUGCCCCACCCCUGCUCUGAUAACUGCACUCACUAAUCUUAUGCGUGAUUUUUGUCCCCGGGGCAAAGCCCAGGGAAAGAGGGACAGAAAUGAGGUAGGAAGAGGCACUGCCCCAGGCUGGUUUCUGCUCUACGAGGCAUUCCACAGGGAGGAUUUAUGCUGCUGCGGCCCCUUUCCUCAGGGGUCUCAUGGUCUGAAACGUACACUGAUGUGGACAAAAGUGUAACCGACACAGAGCUGCACAAUAAACAUGGCUCAGA
Hippopotamus amphibius kiboko is the source of this 3304-nucleotide messenger RNA. RefSeq names its product CD22 molecule (gene CD22). NCBI's taxonomy places the organism in Eukaryota, Metazoa, Chordata, Mammalia, Artiodactyla, Hippopotamidae. The transcript is spliced from 14 exons. Bases 51 to 2600 code for a protein of 849 amino acids. The record is from RefSeq and is a predicted model, not a curated record.